GGUCGGAAGUCAUUCAGCUCGCUGGGCCGGUUCUUCUUCGGAACUGGAACAAUGCGGGAUGUCUUCCAGAGUGUUGGCACUCUCCCAGUCUGGAGGCUGAGGUUGAAGAUCCGUUGUACUGGUUCCCCCAGUUCUGCAGCGCAGGUCUUCAGUAGUCUUGGACACACUUUGUCUGGGCCUGCAGCUUUCCUGGGUCGGAGCUUCCUCAGCUCUCCUCUGACCUGGUCUGUGGUGAGGUGUGGUCGCGAUGGCGUUGAUAUGGGGGAGGAGGAGGGUGUUGUUGUUGUGUUGUCUAAUAGAGAGAGUGAGGACUGUUUUCAAGGACUUCAAACCAGAUACUCUGUCCGAGGUCCAGGUUGGAAUGGAGGUACAGGUCAGUCAAGUGUUCGACCUCUGACUCAUUGCUGUUUUGGGUGGAGGAAAAGGAGAGGGGUGAAGACGCAUCCCUGAGGAGUCACCAGCUUGUAGAGGUGCUGCUGAGGGCGGGACGGCACCCACAGGCGACUGGUUUGCUCGGAAUGCAAGCUGAUGUUGAUCUAAGAUCAGACUUGAUAGUGGCGAGGAUUUUCUGGUGACAUUUCUUCUCGCCACUUUGUUUUGAUGCCACAGAUUUGAGUGCUCGCCGUGAACACGUAAACCAGAAUCCAAUCUGAACCUCCAAUGUACUCACAAUGGCUCAGCACUCUGACCUGGACUGCAAGCUAAGGUUGGAAAUGGACACUUCACAUCCUGCUCCCGUCAUCAAGAGUCGAGGACAGUGGUCCAGCAAAAUUGAGUUUCUCCUGGCCGUCGCUGGACAGAUCAUUGGUCUGGGGAAUGUGUGGCGGUUUCCUUACCUGUGCUACAAAAACGGAGGAGGUGUGUUCUUUAUUCCAUACGUCAUCUUCCUCUUCACCUGUGGUAUUCCUCUCUUCCUGCUGGAGACAUCACUGGGACAGUACACCAAGCAGGGAAGUAUUACCUGUUGGAGGAAGAUAUGUCCACUUUUUGAAGGUCUGGGAUAUGGGUCUCAGGUGGUGGUCCUGUACUCCAGCAUCUAUUACAUCAUCAUCCUGGCCUGGGCUUUUCUCUACCUCUUCUCAUCCUUCAACUCGCAACUCCCCUGGUCCAGUUGCAGCAACACCUGGAACACAGAGAGGUGUGUGGAGUUUGAUCGGAAUGAUGUUCUGUUAAACGUAACCGUGCCGGCCAAUGCCACAUCACCAGUGAGAGAGUUCUGGGAGAGACGAGUUUUAAAUAUCACCGGAACCAUUGAUGAAUUGGGGGGGAUGCGAUGGGAGUUGGCGCUGUGCCUCCUCCUCUCCUGGGUCAUAUGUUACUUCUGCGUCUGGAAAGGAGUCAAGUCGACUGGAAAGGUGGUGUACUUCACAGCCACGUUUCCGUACCUCAUGUUGCUGGUGUUGCUUGUCCGUGGUCUCACGCUUCCUGGAGCCUUGGACGGCAUCAAGUUCUACCUGUAUCCAGAUCCAACCCGCCUCUUGGACCCGCAGGUGUGGAUGGAUGCCGGAACACAAAUAUUCUACUCCUAUGCUAUAUGUAUCGGCUGUCUGACAGCACUCGGCAGUUAUAAUAAAUACAAUAAUAACUGCUACAGAGACUGUGUGUGCUUGUGCCUUCUGAACAGUGGCACCAGUUUUGUGGCAGGUUUUGCCAUUUUCUCCGCCCUGGGUUUCAUGGCCUUCGAGCAGCAAACGGACAUAGCCACAGUAGCAGAAUCAGGUCCUGGUUUGGCCUUCAUUGCCUACCCUCGUGCGGUGGCCAUGAUGCCGCUCCCUCAGCUCUGGGCGGUGUUCUUCUUCGUCAUGAUCAUCCUGCUGGGACUGGACAGUCAGUUCGUAGGACUUGAAGCGAUGGUGACGGCCAUCUCCGACAUGAAACCUUCCUUCUUCCACGUGGGCCAUCGCCGUAAACUUCUGCUGCUGUUCAUCAGUGUUUUCUGUUUCCUCAUUGGCCUCAUCAUGGUGACAGAAGGCGGCCUCUACAUCUUCCAGCUGUUCGACUACUACUGCUGCAGUGGAAUGACUCUCCUCCUCUUCGCCAUCCUGCAGUCUGUGUCAGUCGCUUGGGUCUAUGGAGCGGAUCGUUUCUAUGACAACAUUGAGGACAUGAUAGGAUACAGACCAGCGCCGCUCAUCAAGUACUGCUUAAAGUUUAUCACCCCAGUCAUCUGCAUGGGAACCUUCAUUUUCUUCCUGGUUAAGUUCACCCCACUGAAAUUUAACAACACCAUGGAAUAUCCCUGGUGGGGCACCACGCUGGGCUGGUGGUUCACACUCUCCUCAACACUCAAUGUUCCCCUGUGGAUGCUCUAUAAUCUGUGGAGAACACCGGGAACAUUACGACAGAGAUUUGCCACCUUGUGCACUCCGUCCGACGACCUUCCUCUGUGCAAGAAGAGGAAGAAAGCACUUGAAGUGGAAAGCUUGGCCUUGAAACCUUCAUCGGCUUUGUGAGAACUUUAGCCUCACAGCUCAGACAGUUCUCACUUGUGCUCUCUAAAUCAGCAAAGUUUGAUCCACGGUGUAAAUGUGCUUUAUCUGACUUUAAUCUUAACCAACAAACUACUGGACUUACUCGCAGACAGGAGCAGCUACGCUUUACUAGCAGGGUUCUGGACGGGGGCUUUAAAGACGCACUCUUGCCCAAACAUAAUCGCAUCAUGCCAACUUCUAUUGAGGAAAGCCUGUAAACAUAUGUUGAUGUGACAGUAGCCAUGGUGCGUCUCGAGGGGAGUUGCUUGGCGCCAGUGAGUGGUGCCCAGUCAGAAACAUCCAAACAGUGUGAAGCCUGUUCGAGGGCUCACAGAACUGUGACAUCCAUUACAGCCAGGUAACUACUAUAUCAGUGCCAAAAAAACCUGAUCAAUGAAAAUAAACUUGGAGAUAAAAAUGAAUGUGAAUGAAUGAAUGAUUGUGUGAGAGUGAAACAAGACCAGGAUGAUAAACAAGGAAUUCAAUGGCGCUCAAUGGCUUGGAUAAGGUUCUAAGGGUUGAGUGCUCGACUAGUCUGAGAAAUUUUGGGAUGUCAAAAUAGAAGUGACCAAGUUUACUUGGAAAAACGAAUUGUAUUUCUUCUGAUACAGUGGCUUAUGGUAUUGAGGAAAUCAUGGCGUGGUCCAUAAAUGAUCAAUGAGGGGGCUUUAACUCGGACGGCAGUGUUCUCAGCACUGGUCAUUUAUAUGCGAGGGUGGAGUAGAACUGCCAGCCCUUUUCACUGGCUGCUGUCUAACUUGUUUGUUGGUCACCAUCUUGAUGUCUACGUCAAUUGUUGAAAAUUUGCUUCAGCUAAAUGAGUCCCACAACUGUGAACUGUGACGCAUUCGCAGAACAGUGAGUUGCAUCUGUAUAGAAGGUUUGUUUGAAAUGAUUCAUACAUAUUUUUUUAUUACAUUUUCAGUGCUUCAUUUUUGGUACAAAUCAAUCUGGUCACUAUAAUAUGUUGAUCAGGUCCUGAGGCUCAGAGAGGCAUUUAAGAUAAUAUUUCAAUAUACAUUUUAAGAACAAGGUUUUUUUUUUUAUUUCAACUAUUAUUGUUACUUUUAUGUCUUUUAUGUCCUCUGAACUGUGUGGCAGUUGACAAAAUGUGAAGAGAAGCUGAGCUUCGGAAAAGAUUGAAAAACAUUUGUCUGGUAAUUCUGAGAAAUUGAAUAAAAUCAUGGAAAAGAGAUUGUGAUAAAAAUCUAAACAGUUAUUUAAAAAUUGCCCUGUAGCCAUUUUUGAACAAAUACAGUUUAGACUAUUUGUUUCUGCAAAUAACAUGCUAAAAUGGCUGAGUGCCGGUAGCUACGACUUUUCACAAAUUAAAAGGUACUUUCUACGUGGCACAAUGGCCCUUUGGCCGAGGUUCCUUUGGUGGUGAGUGGUGGUUUUUCCUUUUCUUGAAUAAGGGUUGAAAAACACUGAUCGAACCUUGUCAUCAUGAGCAGUUGAUUAUGUUCCAUCAAUGUGUUUGUAUGAUUGUGAUAUAUUGAUGCCAGUUGUUUGGCUGACAAUUUUUAUCAGGUGAAUAAAUUUUU
Molecule: messenger RNA, 4015 nt
Organism: Synchiropus splendidus (mandarinfish)
Lineage: Eukaryota; Metazoa; Chordata; Actinopteri; Syngnathiformes; Callionymidae
Product: sodium- and chloride-dependent GABA transporter 2-like
Exons: 15
Coding region: 672-2453 (593 amino acids)
Biological process (GO): sodium ion transmembrane transport
Cellular component (GO): membrane
Source: RefSeq, a predicted model, not a curated record